Molecule: messenger RNA, 2438 nt
Organism: Populus trichocarpa (black cottonwood)
Lineage: Eukaryota; Viridiplantae; Streptophyta; Magnoliopsida; Malpighiales; Salicaceae
Product: PR5-like receptor kinase
Exons: 3
Coding region: 191-2209 (672 amino acids)
Biological process (GO): protein phosphorylation
Molecular function (GO): protein kinase activity; ATP binding
Source: RefSeq, a predicted model, not a curated record
UGCCAUGUUUUAUCUUUCACCUCAAAAUGUCGAAUCACAAAGUCGGUUCCCUAAACGAAAUAGACUUUCGCUUUUCUUCAUAAUUGACCUUCAAUCAGGCCUCUAGACAAAUGAAUGAAAGAGAAAGAAACUUUCCUAAUUGGAAUCCGAACUACUUCCUCCUCCUCUCAACUAAAAUUAUUCUGCUUCAAUGUCUCGGAUAAUAUUAUUUAUGCAUUUAUCUUCUUUCUUGGUUGCUCAUUUGUUCAUAUCAGGAGUUAUUUCAACAACAUUUACAAUAACGAACAGUUGUAACCACACAGUUUGGCCAGGAGUUUCCUCCUCAAGUAGUGGUACUUUCCCCACAACUGGUUUUUCCCUUGAAAAGAAUGAGUCAAAGAUCAUAAAAGCACCAGCUUCUUGGAAUGGUCGGUUCUGGGGCCGCACGUAUUGCACCGAAGACUACUCAGGAAAUUUCUCCUGCAUUACUGGCGACUGUGGCUCCGGAAAACUAGAAUGUUCAGGCAACGGUGGUGCUUCUCCUGUAACGUUGGCAGAGUUUGCGCUGGGCAAUUUCAAUGGCCUUGACUUUUUUGAUGUUAGUCUUGUUGAUGGCUUCAACCUGCCUUUGCUUGUUGUGCCUUCUGGUCAGAACUGUUCAAGCACAGGAUGCAUUGGCGAUUUGAACGAAUCAUGUCCUACAGAGCUUGAGGUUACCAAUGGUACAGAAGAGAAGAGUGUGGGAUGCAGGAGCGCUUGCGAUGCUCUUAAGUUGCCCAUAUAUUGUUGUGAUGGCGGAAGCAUGUCAAGUGUUAAAUGCAAGCCUUCAUUGUAUUCUCGAUUUUUCAAGAAUUCAUGUCCACAGGGUUACAGCUAUAUUUAUGAUGAUAAUACUAACACUACCUACACCUGUCCAUCCACCGAUUACCAAAUUACAUUCUGCCCAGCAGGGAAGUCAAUAAAUACCACUUCAUAUAGAUCCAGUUCAAUAAAUACUACUUCAUAUAGGCCCAAUUCAAGAAACACAACAGCUACAGCAAACAACUAUCGGCCAUCAUCAGGGGAGAUAAAACCAAUGCCUGAAAUAAGGUCAAAUGCUACUUCAAGAAGACAAUGGAAGCCAAUUAUAGCAGGAGUUGUAGGUGGCGUUCUUGCUAUCAUUUCUUUUGUAGUUAUUAUUGUUUUGAGGGUCAGGUGGAGCAAGUCCGAAAAUACUGAGGAGGAUGUAGAAGAUGAUCAUAUACAGCAAGUUCCAGGAAUGCCUGUGAGGUUUUCGUAUAAAGAUCUUUGUGAUGCGACCGAUGAUUUCAAGGAAACACUUGGAAGAGGAGGCUUUGGUUCUGUGUUCAAAGGAGUACUCGCAGAUGGAACAGGAAUUGCGGUGAAGCGUCUGGAUAAUUUAGGCCAAGGAAAGAGGGAGUUUUUAGCGGAAGUUGAGACAAUUGGAAGCGUGCACCAUUUUAACUUGGUGAGGUUGAUAGGAUUUUGUGCAGAGAAAUCAUACAGGCUUCUAGUAUACGAGUAUAUGAGUAAUGGAUCAUUGGAUAGUUGGAUUUUUAAGAAAAGCCAAAGAUCUUCCCUUGAUUGGAAGACACGAAAGAAGAUUAUACUUGACAUUGCAAAAGGGCUGGCUUAUCUUCAUGAAGAAUGCCGACAGACCAUAAUCCACCUUGAUAUAAAACCGCAGAACAUACUCUUAGAUCCAAAGUUCAACGCCAAAAUUUCUGACUUCGGAUUAUCUAAGCUGAUUGAUAGGGAGAUGAGCAAAGUCCAACUUUCAAUGAGAGGAACCCCUGGAUAUCUUGCUCCAGAAUGGCACAAAGCAUUAGGUCACGUUACAAUAAAAGUUGACGUGUACAGCUUCGGAAUUGUUCUACUGGAAGUAGUUUGUGCACGCAGAAACAUUGAUCACUCGCAACCAGAAUCUGCCUUCCAUUUGCUUAGAAUGUUGCAGAAUAAAGCUGAAAACAUUUUGGGAUAUUUAGAUGAAUAUAUGCAGAGUGAUAAAGAGGAAAUAAUCAGGAUGCUAAAAGUUGCUGCUUGGUGUUUGCAAGAUGACCCAGAAAGAAGGCCUCUCAUGUCAACAGUUGUAAAGGUGUUGGAGGGUGUAAUGGAGGUAGGUUCAAACCUGGUGUAUAAGUUUUCACAUGCACUGGCACCACCUCCUGCUGAUGGCGCCCAUAUUUCUUCAGCACCGCCCCCAGCUUCUGUUCUUUCUAAUCCUAGAUGAUGUUGUAAAGUUCCUUCUUUUUUGCUAAGAGAAAAAAUGGAGCAAGCUUGUCAUCACUUAAACUGCUUUAGUCUCUUCAACGUGAUUUUAAGCAAAUCAUAUUUGUUCUUGUUAGUGUGUAAUUUUUUAAGUAGCAUUGAUAAAUUAAGACUUAAGGAACUUUUUGAAGUUGUAAACCAACUAUCGACAAGCUGAGGUGAUAUUGCAGUUAUUCUUUGUACUGCCAGAA